Molecule: messenger RNA, 1497 nt
Organism: Plasmodium gonderi
Lineage: Eukaryota; Apicomplexa; Aconoidasida; Haemosporida; Plasmodiidae
Product: tubulin epsilon chain
Exons: 1
Coding region: 1-1497 (498 amino acids)
Biological process (GO): mitotic cell cycle; microtubule cytoskeleton organization
Cellular component (GO): cytoplasm; microtubule
Molecular function (GO): structural constituent of cytoskeleton; GTP binding
Source: RefSeq, a predicted model, not a curated record
AUGGUGCGUGAAAUCCUGUUUUUGCACGUUGGACAAUGCGGUAAUCAGCUAGGACAUGAAUUUUGGUCUGUAGCAAUUAAGGAACAAUUGAAUAAAAAAAUAAAUGAGAGAAAAGAAUUAAUAGGAAAAUACAGUUUUAUGAACGAUUCUGUGACUUCUUUUUUUGAAAAUGAGAGUGAAAAUUUUAAUUUAAAUAAAAAAGAAAGGUUAAAAGCACGAGCUAUAUUAAUAGACACAGAAACAGGGGUAGCAAAUGAAAUUAUGAAAAGUUCCCUUUCUUCCUAUUUUGAUGAAAAUAACAUUUUCACUCAGCAAUCGGGUGCGGGAAAUAAUUGGUCUCAAGGAUAUAUGCAUUAUGGAAGAUUGUAUGGAAAUUUAAUCGACAAUAUAAUUAGAAGGAACGUAGAAAAAUGUGAUUCUCUACAAUCAUUUUAUAUCACAUCAUCAUUGGGAGGUGGAACUGGUUCUGGUUUGGGUUCCUAUAUUUUAGAAAUGUUAUCCGAUAAUUACAAACAAAUAAAAUUUAGCAAUUGUGUAUUUCCAUCAGCUUGUGAUGAUGUAAUAACAUCUCCGUACAAUAGCUUUUUCGCAUUAACAAAAAUUCACGAUUUUUCGAAUUGUGUUUUACCCGUUUCAAAUGAUGCAUUAUUAAACAUUUUAAAUAGUAAAAAACUGAAAGAUAAAGAAAAUGACAAAAAUGAUUAUUCGAAGAUGAAUAAUAUAGUGGCUAAUGUAAUUGUAAAUUUAACAAGUUCUAUGAGAUUUGAAGGUUCAUUAAAUGUAGAUAUAAAUGAAAUAUGUACAAAUUUAAUUCCCUAUCCCUUUUUUAAUUUUAUAUUAUCAUCCUUAAGUCCUUGUAUAGAAACAGAAAAUAUUAGAACAUUUGAUCAUUUAUUUAAAAAUGUUUUAAAUCAUAAUAAUCAAAUGCUUAUAGCGAAUCCGAAGGAUGGUCUUAGUUUAUCUAUGGCAUUUUUAGUUAGGGGUAAUGUUAACAUUUCAGACGUAACUAAAAAUAUAUUAUUAACAAAGAAUAAUUUGAAUAUUUUAAGAUAUAAUAAAGAUGCUACCAAAAUAGGCUUAUGCAAUGUUCCUCCUUUAAAUCAUCCGUAUAGUUUAUUGUGUUUAAUUAAUUCGUGUGAAAUAAGAAAUACGUUUUUACAAAUUUUAGAAAGAUUUAAUAAAUUAUUUAAAAGAAAGGCACAUUUGCAUCACUAUUUAGAAUAUUUAACUAUGGAUGAUAUUUUAGAAUUUAAAGAGAAAAUACAGAAUUUGAUUUUUGAAUAUAGCUAUAUUCAGAAAAAUUCAUUUUGUUCACCUAAAUUUUUAAAUAAAAAUACAGUCAAUAUUUUAGGAUAUGAUGUAUGUGAGGAGGAAGAUACAAAGAACGAAACCCCUACUACAGAAGAAAGUGCAUGUCCUCAUUAUUUAAAGUAUAAUAUGAACAAGUAUGAUAUGAAAAUCAACUGGUUUGAUUUUAAAAACAGGCCUAUUGUUUAA